AGGUUCAUGCUUCCAGCAUUGCUUAUUCACUACUAUUUUGGAUCACAUUGUACUAAGUGGAUGCUAUGUGAUUGGGAAAUGAAAUUCUGCUUUAAACUUUACACAUUCUCUUAUUAAUAUGCCCACCUGCCACUGCUAGCUGAGGAUACCUAUGCUUUACAUUGUGGAUUCAUUCUGCACAACUGACUUCAAUGGAUUUGUGGUUGUGUUUGGACUUAUGACUUCUAUACAGCUUUUCCAUGUGGAUGCAGUGACAGCAUACCAUACAAAACCUGCAGGACUGAAACUCUAUCAGCAAAGGAGAUAAUAAAAAAAAAUACUCACUAACUUUUAUUAACUCCCUGAUUUUGUUAUAUAGAAGAUGGACUGUGACAGGCGUGUGUGAUAAUAUUGGCAUCAUACAGGAAAAAAAAUGAAGACAUUAACCAGAAUGUUUAGCCGGAUACAUUUAUGGUUAUUACCAGUAAUUAUUAUAACGUUAAGCUUUCCGCAAAGUGUCUUAUCCUGUCCUCACCCAUGUGCCUGUUAUGUCAACACUGAAGUUCAUUGCACUUUUCGAUCACUAGCAACAGUACCAACAAGGAUACCAAAACACGUGGAAAGAAUUAAUUUGGGCUUUAACAGCAUUCAAUCCAUACCUGAAAAUUCAUUUGUUGGACUUUCAAAACUGGAGAUGCUUUUGAUUCAUAGCAAUGAUGUGCAAAACAUUCCCAAUGGUGCUUUUAGAGACCUGAAUUCUCUACAGGUUUUCAAAAUGAGCUACAACAAGCUGAAGGUGAUUACCAGCCAUACAUUUCAUGGACUUUCUAGCCUAACAAGAUUACACAUUGACCAUAAUAAAGUCGACUCCAUCCAUCCUAAUGCAUUCAAUGGUUUAACGGCAUUAAGACUACUUCAUUUAGAAGGAAACUUACUUCACCAGCUUCAUCCCAACACGUUCUGCACUUUCAGUUUUCUGGACUACUUCCGACAAUCAACAUUAAAACAUCUUUAUUUAUCAGAUAAUGUGCUACAAACACUUCCAGCUAGUAUGAUUCAAACAAUGCCACUGCUGGAGAAUCUGUACCUCCAUGGGAACCCCUGGGCCUGUGACUGCCAGUUAAAAUGGUUACUUGAAUGGGAUGAACAAUCAAACGGUGUUUUAAAAUGUAAGAAGGAUAAAGCAUAUGAAAACGGACAGCUGUGCCCAAUGUGUUCUACUCCAAGACAUCUCCAAAAUCAAGAAAUUCAGGGUUUGAAGGAUAUGUCCUGUUCGCGUCCUUUUAUCUCCUCCCCAUUCAGGAUAAACAGUAGUGACACCUCCCCUGAAGAUGAUGAUACUGAUCUGCCAUCAUUAGAGCUAAAUAAGGGUUUUAUUGGACAUAUCGUUUUAAAUAUGACGGAUGAACAUGGGAAUACAGUCAACUUGGAAUGUCAAAUGAAAGAAACAGAAGACUUCAGCAAAAUACAAUGGAACCAACUUCAUCCAGAAGAGAUUGACAUCAAUGCAACCUUUGCAGUGGAUUUUGAAUGCCCCAUGACUCGGGAAAACUAUGAAAAAUUAUGGAAACUAAUAGCUUAUUAUAGUGAAGUUCCUGUUAAGAUGGAAAGGGAGUUGUUGUUUACGGAUAGCUCCAAAGUGACUUAUAGAUAUAAACAAAAUUUAGAUCAUGAUUCGUAUUAUUAUACAGGAGUAAAGGCUGUUAUUUCUGCUGAGCCAGAGUGGGUGAUGCAGUCUGUUGUCAAACUUCAGCUGAAUAGAAAAUUGAGCACCUCCAAGAAAGUUACUCUUUCUUUUUCUACACAACUUUCACAAUCACUUCACACAAAAGAUAUUCAAUAUCCAAAAACCAGUUGGGUUAUGAUAAACAGGAAUGAUCGGACCAAAACGUCUUACAGUGUUAUCAAAGGACAAGUUUGCCAGUUAAACUGCAAUGUAAAGUCUUCAGAAACCCCUACUUUUGAAUGGACUCUACCAGAUGGGACAACAGUAAAAGCUCCACAUAAUGACCCUAAUAGUAAAUAUUCAAUAGCAACUGGUGGCCAGUUGGUAAUCAAAUCAGCAGAUUUUUCUGAUUCUGGCAUGUACCAUUGUAUUGCCCGGGUAAAACAUGAGGUAGUCACCUUACCUAUCAGAGUGGUUGUGCAGCCACCAUCAAAUGAGAUCUCUGAGAGCAAUGUCAAGGUAGUCACCAAAACCAUUGGUGAACCUAUAACUUUAACUUGCAAUGCACUCGCCAAUCCAGAUGCCGAUGUUAACUGGAUUUUACCAAGCAAUAAUAUUAUUAAUUCAGGGACAAAUAAAACUGAUGCAUAUUUUUUAAAUAAUGGUUCCUUAUUCAUUUCAAAUACAAAGCUUACUGAUAGCGGUCUUUAUAGAUGUAUUGCUAUAAAUCAAUAUGGAGAAGACCAUUACAGUGUGCAAGUAGCAAUACUGAAAAAGCUCUCUAAACAACAGAAUAAGGUGACAAUAAUUAAAAAACGGCCUAUUGUAAAAGUAUCAACAAAAGCAAAGUAUGAUCUUAUAGAUGAUGAUAGGGGUUCAGGAGAGAGAGAUGUUGAAGAGGAGAAAGAUAAGUAUUACAAUGUACAGGACAAGGUUAAAUAUGGCAAAGAUAAAAGUUCUUCUGUAGGAAGAGGCCAAGGCAAAAACAACAGAAAAGACCGUAAAAAAAUUAAUACAUGGAAGAAUACAGAAAAAGUUAAAGAGAGUAAUGUGGCAGAAGGGAGAAGGAAGUUUGAAUCUAGGAAAAGAUUAAUUGGAGGCAAUAAGCAAAUUGAUCCUAAGCAAUGGGCCAACAUUUUAGCCAAAGUAAGAGGGAGAAAUGUUCUAAAAACUACAGAAUUCCCUCUUCUGACCACCCCGAGAGCAACUACUGCACCAGCAGUCACUCACGACCUCACACCUCCGUCUUCUCUUUCUAAGCCAUCAUCCAUUACAGAACCAGAAAUUGUUGAAGAAGCAUCAGCUGAUGAAGAUGAAUUAUUAUAUAUAACAUCUUCACCAAAAGUAACCAUAAGGCAAUAUGAUGAUUUGACAACAUCGCCAGCUGAUAUAACUACAGUAGGGACUACAGAAGAGUCAGAUGACUAUAAUGAAAUUUCCUUUGAAACAGAGAUUGAAAAGACUUUGACAACAGAACCACCUGAUACAGUGACUACACUUGCUACAUCAAGUGUUGAUAUCACAACACUUGAAAACACUGAUAUUGAGGACUCCAUCUAUUCAACAGGUGAGGAGGACUUAAGACCUUUCACAGAAGAAGAAGAAGAAGAUGCAAACAUACAGUUAUAUGAUACAGAUGACCUAGCUGGAACUGUCAGCACUGAACAAGAAAGCCUUAUAGAUGAUUUUUCUACCAUGGGAACUGAUACCUUUACUACAGAGCAAAAUAUCCAAAUUCAUGAUAGGGAAAAUCACUUCAUUGACAUUACAACACCUUCCUAUGAUAUGACAGAAUUUAGCACAUUUGUUAAGUCCAAAGUGAUACAAUCUACACCCUUUGCCCUUGAUGAACUAGUAACUACAGAAAAUGAGAUUUCAUUUACAACCACACCUAACCUUUCAGGAGAAAUAUCUAAAAAUGAUCACAUAAACUUUUGGGAUGUGGAUAAUGAUAUCUCCUCUCCAUCUCCAACCAGAACUAGUAUUCCAGAGAACGAACAAAUUGUUUCUAAAGCCAUAGACAGUUUAAUACCUAAGUCUAGUGUUUCUUUUUCUACACAAUCACCUGCAACCACCAGCAAAAAUGAUUUGGUGCCUAUAUCAUCUGCUCCAGUCACUGAAUUCUUCAGAGAGGAUUCUAUUGCGCCAACUGAAAACAUUGUGGAUACAUACAAUUCACAUGAAUCACAAACAUUUUCUUUGGAAACAGGGCAACAAUUAGUGACCACCACCCUUAGUCCCCAUACUCUGAUUAUUUCUAGUGACAGAAAAGAAGUGGUAACAUUUGCUGUUCCAGAAACAACAACCAUCAGAACAACACCUGUACAAAGGCAAAUAGCCACCACAACCUCACAGCCCAUAACACAUGGUAACGUCCAGUAUCCUCGAAGAAGAAACCAAGGAAGACGAAAAUUCAGACCAAAUCGUUUUAGACAGAAUCAGAUUGUCCCUACAGUUCCUUCUUAUAGAGAUGUAAAUAUUAUCACUCAAAAACCUUUUGUGAUAGAAUCUGAAGACAAGUCCACUAACAUAGUCAGUUACCCUCUUGAUAACAGCAUUUAUCAGCCUGUUGAAAUAACACAGCCAGCAAUUAAAUUAGCAACACCUAGUCCUGCAGUGCCCAAAAUUUCAGAAAAGAGUGUAUUAGUACACAUUCCAUUUACUACUCCUGCGGCUGAAACACAAACAUCCAACAUUUUUGAAUUGCCAAUUGUUGCACCUGUUACAACAGCUCAAACAGAACAGAAAUCUGAUGGCAUACAUAGCACAAAACAUGCAGAGGAUUAUGUAACAAGAUCAAAUCAAUAUAUAUUAACAAAUAAAGCUGAACAGCCUUUUUCUCAUAGUACCACUCCAAGGUAUUUCAUUACGCAUUCACCUCUAUCAAGGCCUGAAACAGAUUUAGAUACUUCUAAAGAUGCAGAUGAAGAAGUUUAUAUAACUGUAGAUCAACCAGUCAUAACAGAGCCGUCACCAGUACUUGUAGAAGAACCACCAUCUGCGACUACUGAAGCUGCUCCCAUUGAAAACGUUCUGAAAGAUUUAAAUAAUAGACAAAACAUGGUUCCUGAAAGGGCCAUAACAUUGCCAGUACAAGUUACACAGAAAACUGACCACUUCAUAAAAUAUUUUAACAAAGCACAAAAUGUACCUAAGCAGCUUCCAACCACAACAACAGUACAAACUAUACAAAAAAUGACAACCACUGUUAAUAGGGAAGAAAAGGAUCACACAACAGUGCAUAUACACUCAGGAAACAAGGAAAGUCCUAGAAGACCAGUUCAUCAGGCUACAACACCUAGUCUUGGAAAAUAUGCCACUGUAUUUCCGGUAACAAAAAAAGUUUUUGUUCCCACUACACAUUAUCACUUAAGCUCGUCAAGUAUGCCAUUUGUGCCUACUCAACCUCCAGUUCCCAAGAGAACCACUGAUCAGGAAGAUGUAAAUGAACUAGACCCAUAUCCUUCUAUCAAAAACAAAAUAUUUGUUCAGCCAAAGCAGGAAAACGUUAAAGAUGUCUAUACCACAAGAUCAAAUAACAGCCUUCUUUAUAACACCAAAUAUUACCAUAAACCCAGAGUAGUGAAUAACAAUCAUCAUGCAGUAGUUCCACCCUAUUACAAUCCUUCAAGAGCUACUAUAAGACCACCUUUAAUUGGAACCCAGGGACCUCUUCGCUACUUUAUUACUAAUCAGCCCAUUUCAGUAACAAAUAAACCAGAAAUAACAGCUUACACGGCUCAAGAAAGAAAAACGUAUACACCAUAUAUAUCAACAACCCCACCAACUACAACAACCACAACAGUAAUUCCAUUAUUCAGGCCAAGGCCAGCAACACCAAAUAAAUAUAACCAAGGACAACGAAUAACACCCUAUUACAGACCAUUUGGGAAUAACUUUAUUACAGAUGGUAAAGGCACUGCAAUGAGAUUCCCUUAUCACGUAAAUCCAUACUAUAUAAACCCAAGAAACCCUUAUCGUUUAAAUAGAACAAGGAAUUUUCAGUUUACUGCAACUUCCAAACCAAAUCUGCCAUCUAUUGUAGUCCCAGACAAUGUAACACCUAGAACCUGGACAACAACAUUGAUUCCAACAACAACAAGAACUACUACAUCCCCUGUUCCAGCUAUGACCAAAGUUUCAACAACCACAACAACUUUGGCUGUGACAGCUUCUCCUUAUAUUGCACAAACCCGAAUGUCACAGACACUACAUCCAUACUGGUAUUAUUUUAAUAUCAAUCAAAGACCUCGACUUACAUCAAGUAAAGCAGAACCAACACCACAACCUCCUAUAAUUGCCAAAGUCCAAGAAAGCAAACCAAGGAUUAUAACCACUGGCUUCCAGUUUGUAUCACUGCCAUAUGAAAUGGGUGCAAUUUUUCCAUGCGAAACAACUGGUGAGCCAAAGCCCACCACUACUUGGACAAAACUUGCCACAGGUGCAGUUAUGACUUCAAGCACCAGAAUACAAAGAUUUGAAGUCUUGGAUAAUGGAACUUUGCAUAUCCAGAAUCUUCAGCUGCAGGACCGUGGACAGUAUAUGUGUACUGCACAGAACAAGCAUGGCAUUGACAAGAUGACUGUUACUUUAGCUGUCAUUGCCAAUCAACCUAAAAUGUUAUCCUCUCGAUACAGGGAUAUUUUAAUUUAUCUUGGAGAUACGAUCAUAUUGGACUGUAAUGCCACUGGAAUACCAACUCCUCACAUUUCUUGGAUAUUGCCUGAUCGGAGAAUAGUACGAACAGUUUCUACAACAGAGUCUCAUAUUAUGCUUUUACCUAAUGGAAGUUUGUCUAUUAAAGAGGUUACUUUCCCAGACCGAGGAAGCUACAAAUGUGUUGCAAGCAAUGUGGCUGGAGCCGACAGUUUGACUGUUAAACUUCAAGUAUCACCUUUGCCCCCAAUAAUUCAACAGGAAAAGGUGGAAAAUAUUUCUCUGCCUCAGAGUCACAGCAUAUUUAUCCAUUGCUCAGCGAAAGGUGCUCCUCCACCCACUAUUCGAUGGGUGCUUUCAGAUGGAACCCAGGUUAGACCAUCCCAGUUUGCAAAUGGAAAUGUAUUUGUUUUUCCCAAUGGAACACUCUACAUAAGAAACAGCUCACCAAGAGACAUUGGGAAAUAUGAGUGCAUAGCUGCAAAUGUUGUGGGUGCAGGCAGGAGAAUAGUACAUUUAGAUGUAAAGAAAUAUCCAUUAAAUGCUAAAAUUACGGCAAGCUCUCCCCAGAAAACGGAUGUGUCUUAUGGUGGAACCCUACGCUUAGAGUGCAGUGCAGCAGGAGAUCCUUGGCCAAGAAUAAUGUGGAGACUUCCAUCUAAACGUCUGGUUGAUUCUUUUUUCAGUUUUGACUCCAGAAUCAAAACUUUUGCAAAUGGAACUCUCAUCAUCUACUCUGUUACUGAAAAAGAUGCUGGAGAUUAUUUGUGCAUGGCAAGGAACAAGCUUGGAGAUGACUAUAUGGUGCUUAAAGUAAAUGUCAUGAUGAAGCCUGCCAAGAUCCAGUUUAAAAAUGACAUUGACCACAAAGUCACAUAUGGAGGUGAUCUAAAGGUUGACUGUGUAGCUACAGGAGUUCCAAAUCCUGAAAUUUCAUGGAGUCUCCCAGAUGGAAGUAUGAUUAAUAAUGUUAUGCUAUCCGAUGACAGUGGGACAAGAACAAAAAGAUAUGUUGUAUUUAAUAAUGGGACCUUAUACUUCAAUGAAGUUGGAAUGAAAGAGGAAGGUGACUAUACGUGUUAUGCUGUGAACCAAGUUGGUCAAGAUGAGAUGCGGGUGAGCGUUAAAAUAUUGGCUGAAAAACCAUCAAUCAAGAACAAGACUUAUUCUAUUAUUAACGUGCCUUAUGGUGAUGUUAUCACGGUUUCAUGUGAAGCCAAAGGAGAGCCUGUCCCAAAAAUAACAUGGCUCUCCCCAUCCAGUAAGCCUAUACCUGCAUCAUCAGACAAGUAUCUUAUUUACCAAGAUGGUACUCUUUUAAUACAAAAAGCUCAACGAUCUGAUAGUGGAAACUAUACAUGUUUAGCACAAAAUGAUGGUGGAGAGGACAAGAAAGUGGUUCAAAUUCAGGUAAAUGUCCUCCCUCCCAAAAUUAACGGCUAUUCUGACAAAAUAUUGACAGUUAAAGAAUCUGCAAUGAAAGAUACACGCUUGCUGAUUGACUGCAAAGCUGAAGGAAUUCCGACACCCCGUGUCAUGUGGUCUUUUCCGGAAGGAGUAAUCCUUCCUGCUCCUUACUAUGGAAAUAGAAUUACAGUCCAUCGAAAUGGAACCCUUGACAUUAAAGUUCUUAGGAAAACAGAUUCAGUACAGUUGGUGUGUAUUGCAAGGAAUGAAGGAGGGGAGGCAAAAUUAGUUGCUCAGUUGACUGUCAAUGAACCAGCGGUAAAACCUCAAUUUACCACUGAAAAUGAAAUUGUUGUUGUGUCUGAGGGUCAUGUUGCUAAGCUUAAUUGCUCUGCUGUCGGGAUACCAGAGCCUCAUCUUAAAUGGAUUUUGCCUAAUGGUACUGAGAUCAACAGUGGUAGUCACCUCAACAGACUGUUUCACAAGCAAGAUGGUACAUUACACAUUGGCUCUGUAGCACUUGCUGAUGGAGGGACCUACCGCUGCAGAGCUCUUAACAUAGCUGGAUCUGCAGACAGACUGGUCAUUUUGCAGAUUGGACAAAAGCCACAAAUGAGUAGCAACUAUAAUAACCUAGUAAGCAUAAUCAAUGGAGAGACUUUACAACUUCACUGCACUACGCAGGGAGAACCAAGACCUCAUAUUUCUUGGACACUUCCAAAUGGAAUUGUUAUUGAUGGGCCUCAGGUUAAAGGCCGCAUAUCUCUUUUGCAAAAUGGAACCCUUAUAAUAAAAGACACUACCGUCUAUGACAGGGGAAGUUACCAGUGCAAAGCAACUACACAUUAUGGUUCAUCCACAAUGAAUGUUCCUGUCAUUGUUAUAGCAUAUCCUCCUCGUAUAACGACCAGUCCUGCACCGGUUAUCUAUGCAAGACCAGGAAGCUCCAUUCAGCUAAACUGCAUGUCAAUUGGCAUACCAAAAGCUGAGAUAAUGUGGGAGCUUCCGGAUAAAUCUCAGUUAACUGCGGUAGCUCAGUCUCGUCUUUAUGGAAACAAAUUUCUUCAUCCUCAGGGGACUUUAGUUAUUCAACAUUCUUCAAAGAGAGAUGCAGGUUAUUAUAAAUGCACUGCAAAAAAUAUACUAGGCAGUGACACAAAGUCCACCUACAUACAUGUAUAUUAAAAUACAUAAAAUCAACUGUACAGGUAAAAUGCCCGUGACUGCCAUGCAAGUGCAAAGUAUACUGUAUCAUUGUUUGCAAUAGACAACUUCUAAUUAAUCAUAUCUGAUGUCAUAUUAAACUCUACAUUCAAUAAAUCAUACUAUCUUUUCAAACAAGACGUAUAAACUAACCAAAGCAAAGAUGUAAAUGUAUGAUAGAAUUAAUGGUUAUAGUUUUAAUACAACAUUUUUUUUCCUCUUCUAGCAUUUCAUGAGUGCUGAUUUUCUGUUCACAGCUCUGAGAUCAGAUCUUGUUAAUGUGCGUGGAUUGGUCUUCAUCAAAUUAAAUUUCAAACCUACUGUAUAUGCCAUUGUAAUAGCAUUUGAAUAAACAUGUGUCCUACUUUGGGGCUUUAUCCCAACGUAAAACAAACUGAAAAGUGGGUGCACAAUCCUUGGUUCAAACAGCGUUCAUUAACAAAAAUGAAUUGAAAAUACUUGCUAGCUAUCAUCAUUUGCUUGCAUUGUAUCUACUGUAUAGGGGAUGAAAUAUCUCCUUUAUAAAGCAUUUCUUUACCAAAAGUUUUUUUCUACUUUUAAAGAUUACCUCCACGUUAAAAGACGAAAAGAGGAUUUGUGGAGGGGUAUUGUAGCGUUUAACACCUAAUUUGUGAAUACCCAAUUUGCUGCCUGUAACUCAAAAUGCCAUCUGCUUCUGGGACUUUUGACUGGACCCCCUACCUACCAAGGUAUUGGAAAGGUUGUAGGGAUGUCCUAUUGGAAGAUGUGAAUUCAAACAGUUUUUAUGACACACAAACAGCAGAUUUGGGAUCAGAAGCAAAGGGGUGGGUGUAUUUUACAUAUUGGGCUCAACCCCCCAUACACAAAUAAUCUCUUGAUUAUUUCUAUUUUAAACUAGAGCUGCCUUGUAUGCCUUGUACACAUGGUCGGACUUUUGACCAUGUAAAAGUCCGCUAUGAGUCAGUCGGAAGUCCGACGGAAAGAUAGAGAACAUGUUCUCUAUCUAAGGUUCGUCGGACUUCCGACAAAAAAGUCAGAU
Rana temporaria (common frog) is the source of this 9932-nucleotide messenger RNA. It is a transcript of the gene MXRA5, whose product is annotated as matrix remodeling associated 5. Gene Ontology annotation, cellular component: extracellular region; neuron projection. Bases 413 to 8893 code for a protein of 2826 amino acids. NCBI's taxonomy places the organism in Eukaryota, Metazoa, Chordata, Amphibia, Anura, Ranidae. The transcript has 7 exons. Gene Ontology annotation, molecular function: protein binding. The record is from RefSeq and is a predicted model, not a curated record.